This is a messenger RNA of Triticum dicoccoides, 2055 nucleotides long. Its product is annotated as putative wall-associated receptor kinase-like 16. Bases 1 to 2022 code for a protein of 673 amino acids. The record is from RefSeq and is a predicted model, not a curated record. Gene Ontology annotation, cellular component: plasma membrane. The transcript has 4 exons. Gene Ontology annotation, biological process: protein phosphorylation; cell surface receptor signaling pathway. Gene Ontology annotation, molecular function: protein serine/threonine kinase activity; polysaccharide binding; ATP binding. NCBI's taxonomy places the organism in Eukaryota, Viridiplantae, Streptophyta, Magnoliopsida, Poales, Poaceae.
AUGCUAACCAGCUGGGCAUCCAUUGCCAUGAUGAUGAUGAUGCUGAUCACGGUGCCAGUGGUCGCCGCCACCGGAGAUCCACCAAUGGUGAUAGGGAUGCCGAACUGCAACACCACCUGUGGCAACGUGACUGUGCCUUACCCGUUUGGAAUGGGCCCGGCCCGUUGCUACAGGUCGCCGGGGUUCAAGCUCACUUGCGACCACGGAAGUAGCAAUGUCCCAAGGCUUCUGCUCGGCGACGGUCAUGCUGGCAUGCUUGAGGUCGUCGACAUCUCCCUUGACUCCAGCACCAUCACCAUCGACACGUCAUCCAUCGUGACUGCCAGCACAUCCUUGGGCAUGGAACUCAAGCGGCUCAACUACUGCCUUCCCAAUCCCAAGGACAAUGAUUUGCCCGUGAAUGUGCUCAUCGCCCAGACCGGUUGGUUCGACUUACAGCAGUACCUGGACGUGGUUCUGAACAUUACUACCAGCGACGACAAAGAUCGGGGUAAGGCUGAUCAGCUCACUGUCCCCGUGAGUCUCGGGUGGGGGCUGAUUCACGGCCCAGCCAAUUAUCCUAUCAUCCGAGUGGAAUGCCCGGACCACACAGCCCAGAGCAUCUGCAAGAGCACCAACAGCGAUUGCAAACAGGCCGCAUACGGAGGCACCUAUUCCUGCCGGUGCAUGAAGGGCUAUGAGGGAAACCCUUACCUCACUGGAGGAUGCCAAGAAGUCAAUGUCAAAGAGUGCGAUCAGAACGGAACAUAUGGCUGCUUAGGCGACUGUGAGGAACUGCAGGGAUCGUUCCGGUGCCACUGCCCCAGAGGAACCCAUGGCGACCCAACCAUACCCGGUGGCUGCGUCAAGUCAGGUAACUUGGGCAUAAUCAUUGGUUUCUCGGUUGCUAGUGGCCCAUGCAUCCUGCUUUUGGUUGUUGGUGCACUGCUAAUAACUCGCGAUCUUAAGCAACGCAAGACGAUGGCGUUGAGACACAAGUUCUUUAGUCAAAACCGUGGACAACUGCUGAAGCAAUUGGUAUCUCAUAGGGCAGACAUCGCAGAGAGGAUGCUCAUUUCUUUAGAGGAGCUAGAGAAAGCCACCAACAAUUUUGAUCAAGCUCGUAGGCUUGGUGGUGGUGGGCAUGGCACUGUCUACAAAGGCAUUUUGUCAGAUCUGCAUGUGGUGGCCAUCAAGAAAUCAAAUAUUGUGGUCAAGAGAGAAAUUGAUGAGUUCAUAAAUGAGGUUGCUAUGCUCUCGCAGAUCAACCACAAGAAUAUUGUUAAGCUUCAAGGUUGUUGUCUUGAGACAGAAGUACCUUUACUCGCCUAUGAGUUCAUUUCCAAUGGAACGUUAAGUGACCAUCUUCACGUGGAGGCACCUAGAUCACUACCUUGGAAAGAUAGAUUAAGGAUAAUAGGUGAAGUAAGCAAAGCUCUUGCUUACCUCCACUCUGCCAUUUCAGUCCCCAUAAUCCACAGAGAUAUUAAGCCUUCCAACGUACUUCUUGAUGAUGCCUUGACAGCCAAAGUGUCAGAUUUUGGAGCUUCAAGGUAUAUCCCCAUAGAUCAAACAGGAAAAACAACUGCAGUGCAGGGAACUAUUGGAUAUUUAGACCCUAUGUAUUAUUACACGCGACGACUAACCGAAAGUAGCGAUGUCUAUAGCUUUGGAGUCCUUCUUGUUGAGUUGCUUACAAGGAAGAGACCAUCAUUGUGUAUGUCCUCCGAAGGUGAUUGGAUUGUCACUCAGUUUGUUGAAUUACAUGAGGAUGGCAAUCUGGUCGAUAUACUGGAUCCACAGAUUGUGGAGGAGGGAGGUAAGGAAGUGGAAGAAGUAGCUACUUUGGCUGUGUCAUGCAUGAAACUGGUAGCAGGAGAGCGACCAACAAUGAGGAAAGUGGAAAUGGCAAUGGAGGCUCUCCAACCACCUAAGGAGCGUGUCAUGGGUGGUUUGACAAGCAAUGGAGCGAAUCGAAGAGAAGUAAGCAGGUGUUAUAGCCUAGAAGAAGAGUUUGCGCUAUCCGGGAGAUACCCUCGAUAGACUUGCUGGUUUAUGUUAGCAAUUAAGCUUAGG